GGGGUUUUUUUAAGGUUUAAAAAUCCUUGUUUGACUUUAAAGCAGGGAAAGGAUGGAGAAGAAGGUGAAGGAAGUGAGAGUGGAGUAGAUCUGAGUGUGAAGCAAAAAUUCUUCCAAAGUUUUCAUCUUUCAAUCAAAGGGUCCUAAAAAAAAUGCUCUGAACCUUCGUUUUCUUCAUCUUUUUCUUUUUCUAAGUCCCCAAUCACUAUAACACAAUGCCUCGCCCUUGUUUCCACAAGCUUGUUCUCCCCACUACUCUCCAAUCCAGACAACUGUGUUGUUAAAUAGCGGCCAUGGUGCCUCCAUGGCGGAAUGACGUGGCAGAUUUUUUGCCAACCACCAUAGACAAUUUGUGAAGGGAGGCCCACCAUGGCGGUGCCAUAAGGUGCAAUGAGGAUUCCAGAUAAUUUUCUGAGGAAAUAUGGGACCCAGCUUUCUACAAUUGCUACCCUCACUGUUCCUGAUGGUAGUGUUUGGCGUAUAGGAUUGAAAAAAGCAGACAACAGAAUUUUGUUUGUUGAUGGUUGGCAAGAUUUUGUUCAACACUACUCCAUUGGUGUUGGAUACUUCUUGGUGUUCAUGUAUGAAGGGAAUUCAUCCUUCAUUGUUCAUAUUUUUAAUUUGAGUACCUCUGAGGUAAACUAUCAAUCGGCCAUUAGAAACCGUAAUGAAGGAUCUUGCUUGGCCAAUUAUCAUCAUAUUUUUGAUGAAAUGGAAGAUGUAGACUCCCUUGAUUUGUCGGAUUUGUCACCUCAGUACCUUACUCCUGGUUCAUUGCAAAACAAGGGUUGUGUUGGAUCUGUCGAUCAACUGACACCUGGGAAGAGUCAUACUCCAGCUUUGCAGAAUUUGUUCAAUGGUGGAUCAAAACUCAACCGCAUAAACUGGGGUGAUGGUGGGAGUGCUUUUUCUUCGAAGAAUGCCAAUUCACAAGGCAAUCAGUCAACCAGAGACAUAGGUGUUCAGUUUAAUGCUAAUGAGUUUAAAAGGUCCACUGAAGAAUUGAAAUUGCGUUAUUCUAACGAGGAAACAGUUAAUAAAACUGCAAAAAAGAAGCGAAAAUCAGAGCCCUAUGGGGAGGAACCCUCUGGUGAAAAUGAAGAGGAGGCAGAAAUGCGCUAUAGGUUUUAUGAAAGUGCAUCUGCAAGGAAAAGAACCGUGACAGCAGAAGAAAGAGAAAGGGCAAUUAAUGCAUCAAAAACAUUUGAACCAACUAAUCCUUUCUGCCGAGUUGUCCUGCGACCCUCCUAUUUGUAUAGGGGAUGCAUAAUGUAUCUGCCUUCCUGCUUUGCUGAAAAGAAUUUGAAUGGGGUUUCGGGAUUCAUCAAACUUCAGUUGUCCAACGGUAGACAGUGGUCUGUUCGCUGCCUCUAUAGGGGAGGUCGAGCCAAGUUAAGCCAAGGUUGGUUUGAAUUCACAGUGGAGAACAAUUUGGGAGAAGGUGACGUCUGUGUGUUUGAGCUCCUUAGAACGAAGGAAGUUGUGCUGCAAGUUACGGUAUUUCGCGUAACCGAGGAUGCAGGGUUGUUGAACCAGCCUCCUAUGAUGCAGCAGCAGCAUAUCCCAAAUAUGAGCCACACUAAACUCUUGAACCCUCACUUGCAGCAUCGCGUCAGUACUACCAAAUUGAUUAGAAAUUAGCAGGGAGAUUUAAUUUAUGAUAGUAAAAUUGUGCCCAUUUAGCCCUGGAUUCUGAGUGAUCUGUUGUUCAUCUAAUUUCUUCACUUGGAACUUUGAUGCUUUACAUGUUCAUAAACAUUGGAACUUAGUUAUUGUAGUUUUGAUACAAAUUUCAUGUUUUUGAUUUGGGUUGUAAAUAGAUUGUUAAAUCUAGUUGAUCAUAAACUGAGUCGAAAUGCUUGUGCUAUUGCCGUGUUUUGGUUUAAUAUUUUUUGUUAUGAAGUUA
This is a messenger RNA of Glycine soja, 1906 nucleotides long. RefSeq names its product B3 domain-containing transcription factor VRN1-like. Lineage: Eukaryota; Viridiplantae; Streptophyta; Magnoliopsida; Fabales; Fabaceae. The coding region runs from base 391 to 1641 and encodes 416 amino acids. The transcript is spliced from 5 exons. Gene Ontology annotation, molecular function: DNA binding. The record is from RefSeq and is a predicted model, not a curated record.